Molecule: messenger RNA, 3543 nt
Organism: Hypomesus transpacificus
Lineage: Eukaryota; Metazoa; Chordata; Actinopteri; Osmeriformes; Osmeridae
Product: transmembrane protein 164
Exons: 6
Coding region: 1149-2090 (313 amino acids)
Source: RefSeq, a predicted model, not a curated record
CUGCAGGAAGACGCUCCCCUGUAUACAGGAAGUGCUUUACGACUAAUUGGCUAGUUCGAGGUGAAAAUCUGUAUGGAUUUGAAAGAAAUAGGUAGUUAGUAACACGGGUCCUAUUUAUGUAGAGAAACAAACCGCGGAAACUACACGUAAAAAAAACAAGACGAUUACCAACGAAUCAAAAAUACAUCGAUCCAGGACUUAAUGGAAUAAUAGUGAGAAAAAUACAACUAGCUUUGGAAUGUGCCAAACCUUAAAUAGAUACCAUAUGUGUCGCGCCUGUUGAUGGAGAUCUAAUUCGCUACUGUACUGGUCGAGACUGGGGGUUUUGUACUUUUUUGCUAUGCGUUUUAGAAUGUUGCAUCUGAAUAGGGCUCAUCUAGAUUUUCAAUAACGUGAGUGUAGCUGGUUGGAUUGCAGCAUCAUCCCACGGUUCUAGUCUCUAGCAGUUCAUGCCAUCUAGUCUACUGUAUGCUUGUUAGUUAGCCACCUUAUUGCUAGCUGAAGCUAAUUAUAUAAUUGGUUUGCAGCGUACUACCGCAAAUAACCUAGCCUAGCACUACUGGGUCUAGACAAUAAUCGUAGCUCUAGCUAGUCCAGGAAAAAAAUAUAUACACGCCUUCUGCUGGACUAGUUUAUCAUUCACGUGGCUGGUCAUAACCUCCGUUAUCAAACGUUAUUUAACGGAGUUGAUGCAGCUGUCCCGCAGUGCAUUGGACGGCCAAGAAAUAAUGUGCUUUCUUGGCUUUACACAUUAGCAACUUAAGUUGCCUGUUAACGAAGUUUGUAGCCGGGUUAAUCUUCAGUUUUAACCGAUAGCAGGUUAUUGAAGCAUUGGCUGCCUUAAGAAAUCAUUGAAUCCUUUUAAUGUUUCACUGAUUUUGUUUCAUAUUUGCAAGCGAGCUGGCCAGCUAGUUUUUACAGCUCCAGUUUUUGAUAAAACUCAGACAGGAACAACCUGUUAGCGCAAGCCUGGGACAGGAGACUGUUAACGUUAGCUAUUUCAGCAAGCUAGCUUGUUAACGAGUUCGCUGGUUGUUACUACUACCUGUCAGUGUGUGGAAUAGGACUGGGUUGUGUGGCAACUGCGGUGGAUUGAGUUCUACCGCUCUGCCUCAACGGGUCAACCCUUAGUUGCAAUCCUGCAGUUCAUGUUUCGACAAGAAGUCAGUGUAUUAUCUUUUAUUCCGUCUUGUUCGUACCUUUUCCAAUACGAGAAGAGGAAUAUGUCUAGAUACAACAUCUACAGUCUUUUAGACUGGGUUUAUGGUGGAGUGGAUCCAAAGUUCGAGGGCAACGGGGGACCUGAAUGUGCCGCCUUCCUGGCACCUCAACAGCGUAUGAGCGAAAGUCUUGUCAUAGUCCUGAUUUCAAUCGUGGAGAUUCUCCUUGCACUAAGGAAAAUUAACUUUUCUAAAGACCACAAAUAUGUCGCAAAAGAUCGGACCAAGACAAGACAAGACAGUUUAGGAAAGAACCUUUUGCUGGUGGCUCUAUGUAUGACUUUUGGAGUAGAAGUUGGAUUCAAAUUCGCCACCAAGACUGUGAUAUACCUACUGAAUCCAUGCCAUGUCAUGACAAUGGUGCAGAUUUUCCUUCUGGCCUGCCCACCAUGUAAAACAGCCAUGGUCAUCUUUAGGCUUCAGGUCCACAUGCUUAACGGGGCGUUACUGGCUCUCGUCUUCCCUGUAGUCAACACCCGACUGCUGCCGUUUGAGAAAGAGAUCUAUUACAUCCAACACUCCAUGCUGUAUCUGGUCCCUGUUUACCUGUUCAGGAAAGGAGGCGUGUACAAGCCAGAGCCUCUGGGGGACAUGUGGUGGGCACUCCUCUCCACUGGCAUCCUGUUUCUCUAUCACUUCCUGUUCCUGCAAAGCCUGGGCCUGGUGACGGAGGUGAACCUGAACAACAUGCUGUGCCCGGCGGUGUCAGACCCGUUCUAUGGCCCCUGGUACCGGGUGUGGGCCACGGGCCACCAGACCCUGCUGACCCUGGUCCACGGGAAGGCUCUGACCCUGCUGUCCCACCACACCGGCCCCACCUGCAGAUACAUGCUGGACACGGCCCGGCUACGCAGCAAGAAGGUCGACUGAAGACGCAUGUCGGCAGACACCUGUGACACACACACACAGAGACCUGGGACACACACACACACACACAGAGACCUGGGACACACACUGCCUCACUGUACGCUGCUCUUUACUGCAGGUAACACACACACACUGUCGCUUUGAAUAGAAGCGUUUAGGUGAAUACACACACUGCUAUGCUGCAUAUAACGCACACACUCACACUGAUAGAGCCUUUCACUCCAAACACCUGUUCUGAUGUUGGAAAAUGUUAUAUCAGCAUUCUUAAUGCACCAUGUUCUCCUUAUCAUAUUUGUUUUUACAAUGACAACAAAACACCUUUUCAGGGUCAACUGAAACGCUGUCAUUCUAGUUAGCGUUCCAGCUGGCUUGCAUACGUGCUCACACAGCGUAAAGACUGCUUACGUGUUAGUGUGUGGAUAGCCAGAUGAAAAGAAACUGCCUUUUUUUCCAAGAGUUGUGUUUUCACAAAUUUAUACUGUCUUAAGUUGCCUUUUGUUGAAGUUAUAUUUGUUUGACUGAGGUUAUAUUGGGUUAGACUGAAAUUGGUCUAACCCAAAUGUCACAACUGUAUUAUCUUUGUAAUACUUUCACUUCUUAAUUUUAGCUAGCCAUGCCAGUUGCUAUUAUAUGUUUGUAUCUCAUAGACAUCUCAGAUGGCUGUUUAAUGUCAACAGCAUAAUUGUUCCAAGUCAUUACUAUGAUAUGUAAUGGGUGAUUAGAAGCAAUGUUCAAGAAAAUUGUGAUCAGUCUGUUACAACCUCAGGACCUUGGAAGGAGAACCUUGGAAGGAGAACCUUUCACCUUGUGUAGCAAAGGUGGGUAGAGUUCUCCCCAGAAGGCUGAGGGAAGCGGAACAUCCACAGGGAACCUGUACCCCUGUCUAGAACGUCCCCUCACGGUGGAUAACGCUAUUUAUUAACCCAAACUGAAGCAAAGGAGCAGGAGGACUGUACCUUCCGGUACUUUCUUUUAGUCAUUUCAGAAUCAAUACUCUGCUGAGAGACCCAUGGAUGUUAAAAGGGAUGUUUAAAGGAUAUGACCUUCAGAUAAAUGUAGAUAUAAAUGUAACAAUGUAUAUAUCAUACUGACAUGAAACUCGGUUUUAUCGAAUCGUGAACUGGGCUUGUCAUACGUUGUACUUUAAAUCUACAUUGGUAGCGUCUUGAUCAAUUUCAGUCUAAGUACUCCAUAUGUUAUACAAUCACAUUGUAUGUUUAAUGUAUUGGAUAAACUGCUACCAUUGAUGUGAGAAAAGCUGAUAGGGAAGUCUUUUUGGAACCCUGUUUUAAGGGAUGUAAUGAGCUCUCUGAUUAUUGGACGGCGAGAGAUUCUAUUGUUCGUAACUGAAAGAGAACACGUUUCAAAAGAAAAUGAGAUGUUACGUUUUUGUACUUUUUACCAGGUUAAUGUGCUCUUGUUCUGUAAAGAGAAUAAAAAGGUGUUUAUUCCUUUG